Messenger RNA from Rotaria socialis, 1575 nucleotides. The record is from the annotation of a GenBank genome assembly. NCBI's taxonomy places the organism in Eukaryota, Metazoa, Rotifera, Eurotatoria, Philodinida, Philodinidae.
AUGACCGAAGAACUUCACACAAUGGCAUCAUCUCCUUCAAAUAGUGAGUCCCACGAAUAUGUCAGUAACACCACAGCACCUCUUCUAAAUGAUGAAUCACAACAUGAAGUUUACAACACAAGUUCCUCGCUUUCAAGUGAUGAAUCAUAUCGUGAAGUUUGUAAACCUACAUCUUCUCUUCCAAGCGACCAACCAAAUAAUAAGGCUUAUAACACGACACCAUCUCCUCCAAAUGAUGAACAGCACGAAGAGCAUAUUAACAUCUCGUCAUCUCCACCAAAUGAGGAAUCUUACGGAGAGGAUACUAACACCACAUCACCACUUCCCAAUGAUGAAUCACAUCAUGAAACUUAUAACACAAUGCCACCUCCUCCACAUGAUGAGGUUCACGACGUGGCUAACACUCCAAGAUCGUCUCUUUCGAAUGAUGAAUCCAGCGAAGAUCCUUUUGACUCCACAUCAUCUCUUUCAGACGACAAAUCACACAAUGAGGUUUCUAAUACCCAAUCAAAACAAGAGCUCACCAACCAAUCUGAACAAUUGACUCUCACAUCUAACCAUCGUACCUUUGCACCAUUAAAUACUCCUUUUUAUCGUCGACGACAAACGUUAACUAUUCUUGUUUGGUUCACUAUGCCAUGGAUUUGUCUUUACAUAUCAUUCGUUCUUCUUCGUUGUCAUAAUUGGUAUAUUGUUGCCAGUUUUAUAGCUUAUUUAACAUGGAUGGUCUUUUUUCAAACAUUUUCACGACGAGGUGGAUUAAAACAACAGUGGCUUCGACGACUUGAAUGGUGGACUUGGUUUGCAGAGUAUUUUCCUAUUCAUCUACAUAAAACAUGUGAGCUACCACCAGAUCGUCCAUAUUUAUUUGGGUGUCAUCCUCAUGGAAUUAUUUCACUUGGUGCAUUUUGUAAUUUUGCAACCGAAGCAACUGGUUUCGAAGAAAAAUUCCCCGGCAUAAAUCUUCGUCUACUUACAUUAAAGGCAAAUUUUCGUAUACCAUUUUAUGGUUUAUAUUUAUCGAUGCUCGGUAUAUGUGAUGCGUCGAAAGAAUCAUGCAAUUAUAUAUUAGAAAAAAGCGCUGGAAAUAGUAUAAUAUUAGUUCUAGGUGGUGCAAAAGAAUCAUUAGAUGCUCGUCCAUCGAAUGAAUAUAUAUUGACGCUAAAGAAUCGUAAAGGUUUUGUUAAAAUUGGUUUAGCCAAUGGUGCAAGUCUUGUUCCAGUGUUUUCGUUUGGUGAAAAUGAUCUUUUUGACCAAGUACCGAAUCCACAAGGCUCCAAGAUACGAAAGAUACAAAUAAAGAUACAAAAACGUUUAGGCUAUGCAACACCUUUCUUUAGAGGACGUGGAAUAUUUCAAUAUGCUGUAGGAUUUUUACCGAAUCGACAUGCUAUUGAUACCUAUGUUGGCGAACCAAUUCAUUUACCAAGACUAGCACGUGAUAAAAUUACACCUGAAAUCAUUGAUAAAUAUCAUGGAGAAUAUAUGGAAGCAUUAAAGCGUCUAUUUGAUACAUAUAAAGGAAAGCAUGGCAAUGCCGAUGCAACAAUCAGAUACGUUAAUGAUAAUGAAUAA